Messenger RNA from Hemicordylus capensis (graceful crag lizard), 4232 nucleotides. RefSeq lists its product as uncharacterized. NCBI's taxonomy places the organism in Eukaryota, Metazoa, Chordata, Lepidosauria, Squamata, Cordylidae. Gene Ontology annotation, biological process: DNA replication. Gene Ontology annotation, molecular function: DNA-directed DNA polymerase activity; DNA binding; nucleotide binding. The coding region runs from base 2600 to 3610 and encodes 336 amino acids. The record is from RefSeq and is a predicted model, not a curated record. The transcript has 4 exons.
AUGAGUCAGUUCAUCAGAUGAUAAGGCAGCAGAAGCAAAGAAGAGAUAAGGCACUGGCUGACUUCUAGUUGCCAGAUCUAAGGGGUCUACUCGUGAGUCGAAUGGGCCAUAACCCAAAAUUUGGCUUUAAAAAAGCCAAACUGGCAACCCACUGUCAGAUGCCACCUCUCAUCAGCAUGCAGGAGCCAAUCAGCAUGCAUGAGGCAAUCAACGACCAUGAGUCAAACUGAUAAAAUUACUGUGAGGCAAGAAAGCCCUCUCUUUCAUUCUGAAAACUGCAGCAGGAGCAACAUCAGCAGAAAAAGAAUACCAAGCACCAAAAAAGAAAGAAAGAAAGAAGAAAAAAGGUUCCACCAAAGAUGAUGAGCAUUACAGAUGAAGAACUGAGCGCCCUUGAGAUCUCUGAAGAUAAUGUUUUUAUUUACUCUGUGGAUCAGAUGUGGAAUUCCAAGAACAGCAGCAACCCAAACACGAGACACUUGGAGGCUCCAACAUGGAGGGCCAGCCACCCUACAAAUAGCCCAGAAGGGUCUGCCUGGAACCUGAACAUGAACCUGGUGUCCGUGAUGAGCAGGCGCUGAAUCUCCGUGCUAAUGAGUUAUUGGCCAGCAUGUCGCGGGCUACAGAAUAUAUGCAAACAUUAAUAAAGGAUAAGGCAGAUGCCGUAGAACGCAUGACAGAGGCUGAGCAACAUCGUGAGCAAGCAACACGCAUCAUUCGAAAAGAAAAGGACCUGGUUAGGGAUAUUACACAUCAGCUGCAAACUCUAAUAAGAUGUGGAAGCACAAUGUGUGAUUUUGUAGACAGAAAUAAAAAAGAUCAACCUUACCCUGUCUGGAUACAGGCGGGGGGGGGGAGGGGCCAUGUCACACAGUCAACAAGAGGGUUCCAAGGAUGCUCCUGAUUCUGAUAUGGUGUCUGAGCCCCCCAUAGAGCCACAUAGUGUUGCCGGACAUCAGAUUACAGCCCCCAAGCAGUGUGGUACCCGCAAUGGGUCCUCUCAAGGAGGCAUGGCAUCUGAUGUUGGCAUUGCAGUGGAUUCCCAACCAUUCUCUUCUGAAGAAUCAGCAGGCUGCUCUGAAGAACCCCCACCCGUGGAUCUACAGUUUAUUCAACGUUAUAAUAGGAACUAUGCACGCUUUAAUGGGGUUGAAAUGUAUUAUGAAUUCAAGUUUGUGAAUUUGGACAGAGUACACUCCUUUCUUGAUGCACUAUUGGGGAUGUAUUCUGCUGUUCAAAGCGUUCUGGACAAUAUAAACAAACAUAUAGAACCAGGGGACUUUGUACAGCUCAGAUUGCGAGGAAAAGGGAUUUAAAAUCUUCUUUACUCUGCAAGGAGGCUGGCAGGGCAUCUGAAUGCUGAAACUUUCUUAAGCGCUAUGUCUAACCUGCUUCAAAGUUAUGCUCAAAUUUUAGCUGAUGGUAUAUUAACACUGGCAGUGAUUGUCAUUACACCCCCACGAGGAGCUGGUCGCAAGCAUAUAAAAUCAAUACCCUAUAACAGCAUUAUACAGAAAAAGAGACUGCACCUGAUAGAUGUCCCCAUGCCUAAUAUAGCACUCUGCUUUGCAGCGAGUCUCAUGGCUGUUCUAGAUGAGAGAGCUACCGCUACACAGAUAAAAGAAGGGGCAAAAAAGCUCUACAGGGAUCUUGGGUGGGGUGAGCAAAAAGAAGUGUCUUUGGGAGAUGUGAAAACCAUAGAGAUGCACAUGAAGGUCAAUAUUGUGGUUGUGCAAUGGAAAACUUCCAGAUGGAGUGUUUUAAAAUCUCCUGAACAGAAAUACCUCAAACAAUUUUUUCUGUUACUUCAUAAUGCUCACUAUUAUGGGGUUAAGAACAUCAAGGGGUUUUUUGGCUCCAGAAAUUUUUAUUAUGUCUGUUACAUGCCCUAUACACACAAACAUGACUGUUUGAUGAGGUGUCACUGCUGUUUGGACACCGGGUGUGUAAAACAUGUAGGGCGAAUAAUCAGAUGCCCCAAAUGUAAGAUGCAGUGUAGAUCACAAGACUGUCUAGGAAGGCAUAAGAAGCUCUCUGCAAUGGGGCGGGUAGAAUGGAUCCCACGUGAACUAUGUGAUAAUAUGUUGAGGCGUAUCAUGAAGAUGAACGCCCCUGUAGGGGAAAACAGUGUCAUGUAUGCUAUGAGUAUCUUUGCCCUGGGGAAGAACACGAGUGUCACAUUCCACGUUUACAGUACCCCGAGCUAUCAGUAAAAUAUGUGUUUUAUGACUGCGAAUGCAGGCAGGAGGAUGGGGUCCACGUGCCAAACUAUAUUUAUGCCAGGGCAUUUGAAGGGGAGCCUGUGGAGCCUAUUAAAGCAUAUCAAGAGAAACAGAAAGGCUGGAAAAAGUGGGGCCCCCAAGGGAAAUAUUUGGAAUUUAAGGGGGACUCAUGUUUGAAUGAAUUUGUAAUAAAAUUUACAUCAGACAGUAGCUUUAUGGGGUGCCGGUUUAUAGCUCACAAUUCGAGAAGCUAUGACGGCAUCCUGAUCUUGAGAGAGCUAAUCAAAGAAGGUCUCGAUGUAGAUCUGCUCACUCAGCGGGGGGAAACUACUAUGUAUAACAGUUAAAAAUAAUGACAUAAAAUUUAUAGAUUCCCUAUGCUAUCUACCCAUGGCGCUAGCAAAGCUCCCAAAGCUAUGGGUUUUCAGGGUUGUAAGGGUUAUUUCCCACAUUUCUUUAAUAAAAAAGAAAAUGAGAGGUAUAUUGGGAAUAUGCCAGAAACUAUGUACUAUGGUGUGGAUCCUAUGAAGCAUGCAGAUAGGGAAGAAUUCAUAAACUGGUAUGAGGAAAACAAAUCAAAGAUGUUUGACAUGCAGAAGAAAUUGGCCUAUUACUGUCAGAAAGAUGUAGACAUCUUGAUACCUGUCAAGAUGAACGGGAAGCUCAUGUUUCCCCUGUGCAGGCUCUGUGCAGACUCACAACAGCUGGAGCAAUGUAGCCACAAUGAUGAGGAAAGGGCGCUGGUGGGUACAUGGUGCACAGUAGAAUUGGAAGUUGCUGUGGCUAAAGGGUACAGGGUGGCACAGAUCUAUGAGGUUUGGCAUUUUGAAAGGAGGUCUGACAGACUCUUUUCAGAGUACGUCAAAAAAUUUCUCCAGCUGAAGCAGGAAUCUUCUGGCUACCCCACAGAGUAUGUUAGCAGGGUGGACAGAGAGAGAUACAUUGAUGAGUAUUAUAAGAAAGAAGGGGUGUGUUUAUGCCCCGAGAUGAUUGAAGCAAACCCUGCUAAAUGCCAAAUAGCCAAGCUUUUCUUAAAUUCCCUGUGGGGGAAAUUUGCUCAGAGGACAAACCUCCUUAGGACCUCCAUAGUGAAAAAACCUGAUGAGCUUUUCCAAUACCUCUUUUCAGAUAGCUAUGAGGUCUCUAUGUGUGAAUUCCUUGAGGAUGAUACAUGUUGUGUGUCUUGGAAAGAUGCAAAAGAAUGUAUAGUUCCGCCAGGUAACACAAACGUUUUUCUGGCGUGUUUUACAAUGUCGUAUGCACGCCUGCAUUUGUACUCUAUCAUGGAGAAACUAGAGGAACGAUGCCUGUACCAUGACACAGAUUCUGUGAUUUAUGUGUCUCAUGAGGGGGAGUACAAUCCUCCCUUUGGAAAAUUUUUAGGGUAGCUGACAAACGAACUGCUGUCAGACCAGUACAUAACAGAGUUUAUGAGCACAGGUCCUAAAUCUUAUGGCUACAAGUUGUCUGGGGGUGCUUCGUGUAUAAAAGUCAAGGGGAUUACUCUGAAUGUGUCUAGCUAUCAAAAGAUUAACUUUGCCAGUCUGAAAGAUCUGGUUUUUGCCUACGUUUCGGAACAGGAUCCUGCACGCGAGAUUGUGGUAGAGCAGAAUGGUAUAGUUAGAAAUAAGAAGAGAUGGCAGAUAGAAACAUGGCUUUUGAGGAAGACACAGAGAGUGGUAUUUGAUAAGUGCAUCAUCAUUGAGGAUUUUAAGACUAUACCAUACGGGUAUUAAAAAUGGACGCUCGCUGGCAACACCCCUUCUCUGCCAUCCUUGCGGGGCCUAGCAACUGUGGUAAAACUUUUUUUCUAAAAAAAAUGCUGGACAAUGCACACAGUGUGCUAUCUGUGAUGCCUGAAAAAAUCGUGUGGUGUUACUCUUGUUGGCAGCCUUUGUACAAACAAAUGCUCUGUAAAUACCCUAUGAUAACAUUUGUAGAAGGUAUGCCUGAGAAAAUUGAUGAUGAUGACUUGUUACCCCCAAAUAAAAUCUGUUUUCUUGUUCUGGA